GAGCUCGUGGAAGACCUCCUCAUCGGAGCAGACGAUGGCAAGGGUUCUUACUUACAUUAGCUUUAUUGUGUUCUUGUUAGUUUUAUGCAUGGCAGCACAAGCAGGGACAGGGCCAACUCCAGAAAAUGAAGUGAAAGCCCUUCGUGAAAUAGGUCUACAAUUGGGAAAGAAAGACUGGAAUUUCAGUGUGGACCCAUGCGUAAAUGAGUCAAGUUGGUUAACGCCAAAAUUGGAUUCGAGGCCACUGUACAACAAUUCUCUCUUCUGCAAUUGCUCCUACCCUGAGAGUGUAUGCCAUGUCAUUGGAUUGAUUCUUCAAGGGCAAGAUCUUGACGGUGUGCUUCCACGAGCUCUGGUGAAGCUACCGUACCUGAAGUCCCUUCAUCUCACUCUUAACUACCUCAGUGGUAACAUACCCCACGAAUGGGCUUCUACACAGUUGGAAUUUCUGUCUCUCUCUAUGAACAACUUAUCAGGACCACUUCCAAGCUUCUUGGGAAACAUUACCACACUUACAUUUCUGGGCAUAGAGAACAAUCUGUUUUCUGGAAUGGUUCCCCUUGAGCUUGGAAAGUUGGUUAACUUGGAGAAUCUCAUUCUUAGUGCUAACAAUUUCUCAGGAGAGUUGCCAGUCGCACUUACUAAUUUGACCAAAUUAACAGAACUUAGAAUUAGCAGUAACAACUUCACUGGAAGAAUGCCCGACUUUUUUCGAAGUUGGAAACAGCUUCAGAAAUUAGAGAUCCAAGCUAGUGGUUUUGAGGGGCCCAUUCCUUCUAGCAUUUCUAUCUUGAGUAAUUUAACCGAGCUAAGGAUCAGUGACUUAGUUGGAGAGGGAUCAAAAUUUCCAAACUUAAGUAGCAUGAGGCCAAUGUGGAGAUUGAUGCUGAGGAGUUGUAACAUCACUGGAUCAAUUCCUCCAUACAUAUCAAACAUGAAAAUGAUUCAAAUUUUAGAUCUUAGCUUCAACAGAUUGGAAGGAAGUGUUCCAGAUUUAAGAGAUCAUAAAAAGCUGGAAUACAUGUAUUUGACAAGCAACUUGCUCAAUGGGCCUAUUCCGGACUGGAUCAUGGGCAGUGACAAUCAAGUGAAAUAUUUAGAUCUUUCUUACAAUAGUUUUUCAGAAAGUUUUGACCCAGCUUGUCAAGACACAUUGCAAAACAAAAAUUUGUUCAAAAGCUCUUCUGGAAGGGACAACUUAAUACUUGACGAGUGCCUGAAGAAUGUUCCAUGUUCAAAAGAUCGGUAUUCAAUGCAUAUAAAUUGCGGUGGGAACGCUAUCACCAUUGGAAACAUAAUGUAUGAAGCGGAUAGUGAGCAAGGUAGUUCAGCGAAAUUUUUUCAUGAGAAGGAGAAUUGGGGAUUCAGUAGCACUGGACUUUUUUGGGAUACAGAUGCUAGCCUAUCCGACUACAUUGCAGAUAAUGUAUCCAUACUCACAAUGAAUGAGUCUGAACUAUACACAAGUGCACGCCUAUCUCCUCUUUCAUUCACAUAUUAUGCCCGCUGCUUAGCAAAGGGAACCUAUAAUGUGAAACUUCACUUUGCGGAGAUAGUAAUCAGAGACAAUAGAUCUUUUUACAGUCUUGGAAGGCGGAUAUUUGAUAUUUAUGUCCAGGAAAAACUGGUGUGGAAAGAUUUUGAUAUUGAAAGUUCUGCAAGAGGGGUUGAUAAGGCUGUUGUUAAGGAACAUAAAGCAAAUGUUACAGAUAAUGUUUUGAUGAUUCGCUUUUACUGGGCUGGGAAAGGGACAACAGCUGCCCCAAAGAGAGGAACAUAUGGUCCCCUCAUAUCAGCAAUCUCUGUGGAAUCAGAUUUCAGUCCUCCUCAUGAUGGCAAGAAGAAGAUAUCUAUUGUGGUACUGGUUGGAGCUGUAGUUGUGGUGCUACUCCUCAUUUUUAUGAUUUUGGGCAUUCUUUGGUGGAAAGGCUGUUUGGGAGGGAGGUCAUCAAGGGAAAAUGAGUUAAAAGGUUUAGAUCUGCAAACUGGUUUUUUUACAUAUAGACAAAUAAAAGCUGCCACUAAUAACUUCAAUGCUGCAAACAAGAUUGGGGAAGGUGGUUUUGGAUCAGUUUAUAAGGGUAUACUACUUGAUGGUACUGUAAUUGCGGUUAAGCAACUUUCACCAAAAUCAAAGCAAGGAAGCCGUGAAUUUGUGAAUGAAAUAGGCAUGAUAUCUAGUUUACAACAUCCAAAUCUUGUUAGAUUGUAUGGAUGCUGUAUUGAAGGAAAACAUUUAUUGUUGGUAUAUGAGUACAUGGAAAACAAUAGCCUUGCACAUACUUUGUUUGGCCCUGUGGAUGGUCAGUUAAAAUUGGACUGGUCGGCAAGGCAGAAAAUAUGUGUUGGCAUGGCAAGAGGUCUGGCUUUCUUGCAUGAGGAAUCAACUCUGAAAGUUGUUCAUAGAGACAUCAAAGCUACUAAUGUGUUGCUUGAUAGGGACCUUAACCCUAAGAUCUCUGACUUUGGUUUGGCCAAGCUUGACGAAGAGGAAAACACGCACAUAAGCACCAGAAUUGCUGGAACAAUAGGCUACAUGGCACCAGAAUAUGCACUACGAGGUUAUUUAACCGACAAAGCAGAUGUUUUCAGUUUUGGAGUUGUUGCAUUGGAAAUUGUAGCUGGGAAGAACAACAUGAAAUAUCAACCAAACGAGAACUUUGUAUGCCUUCUAGAUAAGGCUAUUGUUUUACAACAGAAAGGGAAUUUGAUGGAGUUGGUAGAUCCUGAAUUGGGUUCUGAGUUCAGUAAGAAAGAGGUACUUAGAAUGAUUAAAGUAGCAUUAUUAUGCACUAAUCCAUCCCCAGCACCUAGGCCUACCAUGACUGCGGUAGUGAGCAUGCUUGAAGGCAGGACAGUUGUUGAUGAAUUGAACAUCGAUCCAAGUAUUUAUGGUAAUAAUGAAUGGAGGUUUGAAGCCUUAAGAAACCAACUUGGUAAAAGCCCACAACCAAGCUCAAGGGAAAGUCAGAGCCUUGCUCAGUCAUCAAAUGCAACAUGGAUGGGCUCUUCUACAUCUGCCUAGGAUCUCAUUUCAAUUAAUCUUGACUCUCGGUAAUAUAAGCACCUAAGUAUGCUACUGCCCCAGGUUAUGUGACAAUCAUAGUGCUUGUUUAUUAAUGAUAAGAAAGUAUAUAUAUAUGUUUGUUUCACUAGCUCCAAGAGUUCAAAAAAAUCAGCAACGUAACCUGAACGGCUUAUUAUUGGGGUCCCUUAUUUCGAAGAGCCUAGAUAUCUUGUUAAAAACAAAACCAAUAUAUAUAUAUAUAUAUAUAUGGUUUCAACUCCAACAUUUCUGUGUGAGAGUUAACUGAAAUUAUUUUCACAAAUUUUAUUUUUCUUAUAUUUUGUAGAAUUGAUUCCUUUAGAUGACUA
Messenger RNA from Quercus robur (English oak), 3375 nucleotides. Its product is annotated as probable leucine-rich repeat receptor-like serine/threonine-protein kinase At3g14840. The record is from RefSeq and is a predicted model, not a curated record. Lineage: Eukaryota; Viridiplantae; Streptophyta; Magnoliopsida; Fagales; Fagaceae. The transcript has 24 exons. Bases 35 to 3025 code for a protein of 996 amino acids. Gene Ontology annotation, molecular function: protein kinase activity; protein binding; ATP binding. Gene Ontology annotation, biological process: protein phosphorylation.